Messenger RNA from Rotaria sp. Silwood1, 714 nucleotides. NCBI's taxonomy places the organism in Eukaryota, Metazoa, Rotifera, Eurotatoria, Philodinida, Philodinidae. The record is from the annotation of a GenBank genome assembly.
AUGUCUCAAUCGAGUACUGCUAACAAUCAACUAGUACUUGGUUACUGGGCAAUUCGUGGUUUGGUAGAACCAACUCGUCUACUUUUACAUUAUACCAAAACACCGUUUACAGACAAACUAUAUGAACAAGGUGAAGGUCCAGAAUACAGCAAAGCGGAAUGGCUUAGGGAAAAAGAAGAACUUGAUCUUGAUUUUCCGAAUUUACCAUAUUUAUUUGAUGGUGAUUUGAAAAUCACGCAAUCAAAAGCUAUUUUAUAUUAUCUGGGACGUAAAUUAAAUCUUAUGGGAAAAACUCUAAAUGAAGAAGCACGAGUCAUGAUGUUAUGUGAAGAAGCUCAUGAUCUUCGUAUGACAUUAACAGGAAUUUUUUAUGGUCCAAGUGGAACGUCAAAAGAAGAAAGAAAAAAAUUUGCUGAAACAAUAUUAUCCGAUCAUUUGAAAAAAUUCGAUAAUUAUUUUGGCAAACAUAAAACAAAAUUCGCUGUUGGUGAUCAACCAACGAUAGCUGAUUUUCAAUUGUUUUCAUACAUUGAUACUUCUUUGAUAUUGGAUGAAGAUCAUACUUUAAUUGAUAAAUAUUCUAAUAUCAAACAAUAUCUGAAAACAAUAAGUGAAUUACCUGAAAUAAAAGAUUAUAUUGUCAAAUCUCAUGCAAAAUAUCCUGUCAAUAACAAAGUGGCUAAAUUCGGUGGAAAAGUAAUUGAAAAAAAAUAA